Suncus etruscus (white-toothed pygmy shrew) is the source of this 4317-nucleotide messenger RNA. It is a transcript of the gene RRP12, whose product is annotated as ribosomal RNA processing 12 homolog. The transcript has 34 exons. Bases 68 to 3976 code for a protein of 1302 amino acids. The record is from RefSeq and is a predicted model, not a curated record. NCBI's taxonomy places the organism in Eukaryota, Metazoa, Chordata, Mammalia, Eulipotyphla, Soricidae.
CCCACGUGGGUUCAGCUCCCGUUCCCCGAGUCUCCCUAAACUCCUUCUCGGCGGCGACUUCGUGGACAUGGGGCGCUCGGGCAAGUUGCCGUCCGGGGUCUCGGCUAAACUGAAACGCUGGAAGAAAGGCCACAGUAGCGACAGCAACCCCGCCACCUGCCGCCACCGCCAGGCCGCCCGUAGCCGCUUCUUCAGCCGGCCUUCAGGGAAGAGCGAGCUGACCGUGGACGCGCUGAAGUUGCACAAUGAGCUGCAGUCCGGAUCCCUGCACCUCGGCCCGAAGGAAGGGGCCGAGAUGGCCGUGGACGGAGGGGAAGAGGCCGUGACGCUGGCCUCCUCGGAAAGGACCUACGGCACCUUCCUGAGCGGCCUCACCGACUGCACAAACCUCACUUUCAGCAAAGUGCAGCGCUUCUGGGAGUCCAAUUCGGCUGCCCACAAAGAGAUUUGUGCUGUUCUGGCUGCUGUCACAGAGGUGAUUCGUUCUGAGGGAGGAAAGGAGACAGAGACCGAGUACUUUGCUGCUCUGAUGACAACGCUAGAAGCAGUGGAGUCCCCUGAGUCUCUGGCCGCUGUCGCUUAUCUGCUCAACCUUGUCCUGAAGCGUGUGCCAAGCCCUGUGCUUAUGAAGAAGUUCUCAGACACCUCCAAAGUUUUUAUGGAUCUCCUGUCCACCCAGGCUGGCGGCAGCUCCACCUCUGCUCUCCGAUGGAUUCUCUCCUGUCUCGCCACCCUCCUGCGGAAACAGGACCUGGAGGCCUGGGGCUACCCUGUGACGAUGAAGGUGUACCAUGGUCUACUGAGCUUCACUGUGCACGCCAAGCCCAAGAUCCGGAAGGCUGCGCAGCAUGGAGUAUGCUCAGUCCUCAAGGGCAGCGAUUUCAUGUUUGGGGACAAGGCCCCUGCUCACCAUCCUGCUGCUCCGUCCACUGCCAAGUUCUGCAUCCAGGAGAUGGAGAAGUCUGGAGGCUCUAAGGAGGCCACGGGCACACUACACAUGCUAACCCUAUUGAAGGACCUGCUGCCCUGCUUCCCUGAAGGCCUGGUCAAGAGCUGCUGUGAGACUCUCCUAAAGGUCAUGACCUUGAGCCAUGUGCUGGUGACAGCCUGUGCCAUGCAGGCCUUCCAUGGCCUCUUCCAUGCCAAGCCCGGCCCGGGUACGCUCUCAGCGGAACUCAGUGCACAGAUCAUCACGGCUUUGUAUGAUUAUGUUCCCAGCGAAAAUGACCUACAGCCCCUGCUGGCCUGGCUUAAAGUCAUGGAGAAAGCCCACAUCAACCUGGUCAGGCUCCAGCGGAACUUGGGCCUAGGCCACCUCCCUCGUUUCUUUGGAACUGCGAUGAGCUGCCUCCUCUCCCCUCAUUCACAAGUGGUGACAGCUGCUACCCAGAGCCUCCAGGAGCUCCUGAAGGAAUGUGUGGCUCCCCACAUGGCUGACAUUGGUUCUGUGACCUCCACCAGUACAGGCCCUGCCCAGUAUGUGGCCAAAAUGUUCAGGUUUGUGGAAGAGGGCCUGACAUACAAGUUCCAUGCAACUUGGAGUUCUGUGUUGUCACUGCUGUGUGCCUUCUUCCAUGCCUGUGGGAGGCAGGCCCACCCCGUCAUGAAGAAGUGCCUCCAGUCCCUGUGUGACCUUCGCCUUUCCCCCCACUUCCCCCACACGACAGCUCUGGACCAGGCCGUGGGGGCUGCAGUGGCCAGCAUGGGGCCUGAGGUAGUUUUAGAGGCUGUGCCCUUGGAAAUUGACGGCUCUGAAGAGACUCUGGAUUUCCCGCGGAGCUGGCUGUUGCCUGUCAUCCGGGACCAUGUCCAGGAGACACGGCUGGGUUUCUUCACCACCUACUUCUUGCCUCUGGCCACCACCCUGAAGAGCAAAGCAAUGGAUCUGGCCCAGGCAGGCAGCACAGUGGAGUCCAAGAUCUAUGACACGCUACAGUGGCAGAUCUGGACCCUUCUGCCUGGCUUUUGCACAAGGCCCACAGAUGUGGCCGCCUCCUUCCGAGGACUGGCGCGGACUCUGGGCAUGGCCAUCAGUGAGCGCCCAGACCUCAGGGUCACUGUGUGCCAGGCCCUGCGCACUCUCAUCACCAAGGGCUGUGAGGCAGAGGCUGACCAAGCAGAAGUGAGCCGUUUUGCCAAGAAUUUCCUGCCAAUCCUCUUCAAUCUGUAUGGGCAGCCUGUGGCAGCCGAUGACACCCCAGCCCCUCGCCGAGCUGUGUUGGAAACCAUCCGAACGUACCUCACCAUUACAGAGUCUCAGCUAGUGAACAGCUUACUGGAAAAGGCCAGUGUAAAGGUGCUCGACUCUGCCAGCUCUGACUUCACCAGAUUGUCUGUCUUGGACCUGGUUGUGGCCUUGGCCCCUCAUGCUGAUGAAGCUGCCAUCAGCAAGCUGUACUCCACCAUCCGGCCCUACCUGGAGAGCAAGGCCCACGGGGUGCAGAAAAAGGCCUACCGCGUGCUAGAAGAGGUGUGUGCCAGUGAGCAGGGCCCAGGAGCAUUGUUUGUGCAGAACCACCUGAAAGAUCUGAAGCAGACCCUGCUGGAUUCUCUGCAGAGCACCUCCUCGCCUGCCAAGAGGCCCCGUUUGAAGUGCCUCAUCCAUAUUGUGAGGAAACUCUCGGCUGAGCAUGAGGAUUUCAUCGCCGCCCUCGUCCCCGAGGUACUCCUGUGCACCAAGGAAGUGUCCGUGGGUGCUCGCAAGAAUGCCUUCACCCUGCUACUGGAGAUGGGCCGUGCUUUCCUACGUUUUGGUCCUAGCUGUGAAGAAGCGCUGCAGCGUUACCUCGUCCUGAUCUAUCCUGGCCUCGUGGGCACCGUGACCAUGGUCAGCUGCAGCAUCCUGGCCCUUACCCAUCUCCUUUUUGAAUUUAAAGGCCUGAUGGGAUCCAACACGGUGGAGCAGUUGCUGCAAAACGUGUGUCUUCUCCUGGCCUCUCGCACUCGAGAUGUGGUCAAGUCAGCACUGGGCUUCAUCAAAGUGGCAGCUGUGGCCAUGGAUGUGACACUCUUGGCAAAGCACGUACAUUUGGUGAUGGACUCUAUCGGGAAACUCUCUGACGAUAUGCGGCGACACUUCCGCAUGAAGCUCCGAAAUCUGUUCACCAAGUUCAUUCGGAAGUUUGGGUUUGAGCUGGUGAAGGGGCUGCUGCCCGCAGAGUACCACAAAGUGCUGGUGAACAUUCGGAAAGCUGAGGCCCGGGCCAAGAGGCACCGUGCUCUGAACCAGGCUGCCAUGGAGGACGAGUCCCAGGAGGAGGAGGAAGAGCCGGCCCAGGGCAAAGGCGACAGCAUUGAGGAGAUCCUGGCUGAUUCAGAAGAUGAGGAGGAGGAGGAGGAUGACAGGAGUCGGGGCAGAGAGCAGCGGAAACUCGCUCGCCAGAGGAGCCAGGCAUGGCUGAAGGAAGGUGGUGGGGAUGAGCCCCUCAACUUCCUGGACCCCAAGGUGGCCCAGCGAGUCCUAGCUACACAGCCUGGGCUGGGCCAAGGCAAGAAGGACCAUGGCUUCAAGGUGAGUGCUGAUGGCCGGCUGAUCAUCCGAGAGGAAGAGGAGGAGGAGAACCCGGUCAAGGUGGAGGAAGAGGAGGACAUGAAAGGGGAAGAUGAAGAGAUGGUGGAGCUGAUGGCAAACAUGGGCAGCAUCAGGAGUAAGAAAAAUUCGAAGCGUCCACACCAGAAAGAGGCAGACGACGAGGAGCUGGAGGUGCCCCCUCAAUACCAAGCUGGAGGCUCUGGCAUUCAUCGUCCUCUGACCAAGAAGGUGGCACCAGGAGCUGAGUACAAGGCUAAGAAAGCAAAAGGGGACAUGAAGAAAAAAGGCCGGCUGGAUCCCUAUGCAUACAUCCCCCUCAACAGAACCAAGCUGAACCGCAGGAAGAAGAUGAAGCUGCAAGGCCAGUUUAAAGGCCUGGUGAGAGCCACCCAGCGGGGGUCCCAAGUGGGACACAAGCUGCGCAGGAAGGAGCGUCGGCCAUGAUGGACGCCCAAGGCUUCUGGGACUGCUCUGUGAUCUGCUUCUUGAUACCAGCUCCAGAUGCUCAGGACAGAACUAGGAGCAGACACUGCUUGGCAACAGGACACUUCCCCAAUCCUCCCUGUUGUUGGGAAGCUCUGAGUGCACAGCCCUUGAGUCUUAGGGACUGGAGAUGUGUGCAGUCUAUUUCCUGCCCAGAGGAUCUUGGUGGCAACUGACUGUCCUCUGGGGCCUCCAGCUGCUGGGAGUCACCUCCCCUUAGUGGCUGUAGGCUGUAUAUGUACAACCAUGUGAGAGGCUCGCUGUCUGUGGACUAGAAUAAACCUGUACCUCCAGGAACAGCA